Molecule: messenger RNA, 1374 nt
Organism: Suillus subalutaceus
Lineage: Eukaryota; Fungi; Basidiomycota; Agaricomycetes; Boletales; Suillaceae
Exons: 5
Coding region: 138-1241 (367 amino acids)
Source: RefSeq, a predicted model, not a curated record
CUUUUCCUGAGAGUCUACUACCACCACCAAUAUUGUUGCCCAAUCCAUCUAUUUCGAUCGAGCAACCAAACAUCCACAACAUAAGGUACAUACUACAAACUAACAACCAUCCACCCCCACCAAUAUUGUUCUCCAACAUGCCUCAUUCACGAAACGCGAGUGGCAUCAGCGAAAGCGACUUGAGCGAGACCAUCAGCGAACCUGAAUCCGUCAUCAGCUUCAACGAGAACGUAUAUUUAACCAUGCAAAAUACUGUCAUAUCCACUGCAAUUUACGUGGGGCAAGCUAGACAAAUAAUAGAGCAGCUAGCGACGAAUCAAGACAGAUGGAUAACAACUCCACCAGGCGUACAUGACGUGGACGCAUCCAGGAUUCUAGACGCGAUGCUGAGCAACGCUCACAGGACCGGUGGCGAAAGCUCCGAGCGUUAUACCGCCUGUGCUAUUUGCGCAUGUAAGGAGAUCCACGAACAGGUCAACCUCGCGAGGACUUGGUUCAUGUAUCUGCUAUGGCCGUUCACAGCCAGAACCUACCAAUCAUCAGACUUGGUUUCUGGUGAUGCCACGCCGACUAUUAACAACACCUAUGACAGCCUUGUAAGUGCCAGUCGGGAACGGAGUAGCAGAUUUAGGACCGAUGUUAACCGACGAGACGGUUAUAGAUGCGUUGUUUCAGGUCUCUGGGAUGGAGCACACAGGCCUGCCGAUGUUGAUCAGGGUUGGGUAACCUUGGUAGGAACGCGCAUCCUGAAACGUGCUGUCGGUGUUUUCACCAUGGACCGGACACAUAACGCGGCUGCAACAUGGAAUAUCAUUUGGCGUUACUCAGGAAUGUCCGAAGAAAAUAUUCAGAAUAUGGAAAGGCUGGUAGACGAUCCUUCCAAUGGUAUGAUGCUUCAUCACGCUGUUCAUCAUGUUUUUGACAAGCUGAACGUAUACCUCGAGCAGACGGAGCGAGAAAACGAGUACAUAGUCAAGGAGGUUGGGGACAGGCUGUGGAUACACCCUCGUGAGCUCCUUGGUAAAACUAUCACCUUCCGGAAUCACGAUGCCCCUACGCGAGACUUGCCAUUACCUAACCCUCAUUUCAUCGCACUACACGCAGGCAUCUCCCGAAUUUUGCAUAUGAGCGGCGCAUCCGAGGUAUUCGCACAGAUCCUAGACAAAUACGACGAGGCAGCAGGAGGCUGUAAGGAUAGUAUAUCCUCUACGCCCCGACCAAGGCUUCAAAAUUUCAAAUGAAUACGCUCGAACUGGACUAUGCCGUCCACGUGACUCAUUGAUUCACUUUUCGCAUCUGAAUCACCCAAGGACCCCUACCGUUUCGCGAGUAUAAGUAUCUCAUGUACAGUCCUUAUUGAGGACAGCAGAAUCU